Molecule: messenger RNA, 1680 nt
Organism: Henningerozyma blattae CBS 6284
Lineage: Eukaryota; Fungi; Ascomycota; Saccharomycetes; Saccharomycetales; Saccharomycetaceae
Gene: CNE1
Product: calnexin
Exons: 1
Coding region: 1-1680 (559 amino acids)
Biological process (GO): protein folding
Cellular component (GO): endoplasmic reticulum; endoplasmic reticulum membrane
Molecular function (GO): calcium ion binding
Source: RefSeq, a predicted model, not a curated record
AUGGACUUUGAAAUUGCUAUUGCUGUUGCAAUUUUAUUUUCUAAACUAACGUCUGCCGCUAAACAAAGACCUGAAUUGUCUCCAGAAUUAAAACAUUUAGGAUUAUCUCCCGAGAGUUUCUGGGAAGAUUUCCAACGUUAUCAAAAUAUUAAUGAUUUAGAACAAGUUUGGAUCAGAUCUGAAUCUCAGGUUUCCGAGGGAUCUGGGGAAAGACAAUUCCCUGCUAAAUGGUCGUUAGAAGAACCAACAGUGAAUCCUGGGUUUCGCGGUGAUAAAGGUUUGGUUUUGAAAGAUAAAGAUACUUUUGCCAUGAUAGGGCGUAUCUUUGAACGUCCAAUUGAAUUGGAAAAGGACUCGAAAUUAGUGGUUCAAUACGAGGUAAAAUCUCAAAAUAUCAAUUCAGAUUGUGGUGGUGCUUUUUUGAAGUUAUAUUCACCUGUACAAGAACAAGAGUUUAAAGAUUUUGGUAAUACUAACCCUACAAUUGAAUUAGUAUUUGGACCUGAUAAAUGUAUCCCUUACACUAAUGAGGUUCAUUUUGGUAUUAAAAAGACUAAUCCAAUUACAAAUGAAUCUGAAAUGAAAUUCUUGGAUAAAAGUGUCUUACCUAAUUUCGGUAGAGAUACAUUGACUCAUUUAUAUACAUUAAUCGUGGAUAGUAAUAAUGACAAAUACGAAAUUAGAAUUGAUGGUGAAGUAGCCAUUGCAGGAAAUUUCUUGGACAAGAAUAGUUUUGAACCUUCUCUUAUUCCAGAACAAUUCAUUAUCGAUACUACAGAUACAAAACCUUUGGACUGGGACGAUCGGAAACAAAUUCCAGACCCUUCAAUUCCUAAGCCUGAAGGUUGGGACGAUCGUGAAUAUAUCACAGACACUAAUGCCAUUAAACCUUCUGAUUGGAAUGAAGAUCUCUUACCAAUGAUUCCAGAUCCAACGAAUCCUAAACCUGAAUGGUGGAAAGAUGAUGUUGAUGGUAAAUGGGAACCCACAAUGAUCCGUAAUCCAGAUUGCCAAAAUUUAUCAGGAUGUGGUCCAUGGGAACAACCAAUUAUUGCCAAUCCUAAUUACCAGGGCACAUGGGCAACGUUGAUAGAUAACCCUAAUUAUCAAGGUGAAUGGGAACCAAGAAAAAUUAAUAACCCAGAGUAUUAUUAUGAAGAACAUCCAGGACAAAUUGAUAAUUCCAUAGGUGCUUUAAUGUUGGAAUUCUGGAGCGGUUCUGAAAACUUAGUUUUCGAUAACAUUUAUGUCGGGAAACAUAUCGAUGAAGCAGAAUUGAUAGGUAAUCGGACUUUCAUCCCUAAGAGGCAAGUGGAAAGAUUAACAGUUCCAGCACCCAAAAUCACCAAACGGUUCACAGGUUCCUUAAUGAGUGUCAACCCAUUUAUCAAAGGUGUUUUCAUUGGCAUAAUUUCCCUUACAAUUCUCGGAUUAUCCACUAUCAUGUUUCUGAAAUCUGCAAUGGCCCUGAUAAACGACCAAGGCAAGAACACAAAGGCAAAAACGAUUGACACGGCUUUGAAAUCUCGUUUAGUGUCUCAAAGUCUGACAAAAGUAAACAGUAACGAGUCGUUUGAAGAGGAAGUAGAAGAAUCUAUCGUCGAUGGCAACAAAGUUGACGAGAUGGAAUACGACCGGUUGAUUGCAUUGGCCGAACAAGAACAGAACUUUGCUAAAUAA